Molecule: messenger RNA, 1453 nt
Organism: Phialemonium atrogriseum
Lineage: Eukaryota; Fungi; Ascomycota; Sordariomycetes; Cephalothecales; Cephalothecaceae
Product: ankyrin repeat-containing domain protein
Exons: 3
Coding region: 215-1198 (327 amino acids)
Molecular function (GO): protein binding
Source: RefSeq, a predicted model, not a curated record
CGGCCUGCCUCAUUAUGCGAGCCAAUCGAACGCUUUUGGCGACAGUGGCUGCAUUUUGAUCUCAAAACCUGCGAAAUCAAAAUGGGCCGCGUGCCGACCUUCACUUUUUCAUGAUGCCCGACGCUCCUCCUUCCCUUCUUCCUUGAUACUGGCCGUGCAUGUUUUCCAAAUCCACCCGGCCUUGUCGCCCGAAACCCAGUCCUGAAACUGAAUCAUGGUCAAAGAAUGGUCUCCCCUCAAGGAGGAGAUUCGUCAGCUCUACCAAAUUGAAAAAAAACCCCUUCAUGAGGUCAUGCGACUAGUGAAGGGGAAGCAUAGGUUUCACGCAUCUGAGCGGUCCUAUCGAUCCCAGCUCCGAAAAUGGGGCUACAUGAAAUAUAGCACCGAGUCAUUCCCAAAUCCCCGCGUGAGAAACCCUAGACUGGUGCAGGUCGGGCGGUCAAGCGUCCAUCGACAGUCUUCUGCCACAGACACUUCGACAAGCUAUCCCAGAACCGCCAGCUUCCCGUCUGAUAUGUCAUUCGCAGCAGUUCACACCAGCAGUCUGAAUGACUUAUACCACGGUCCAGCAGACACAACCAUGAUGGACACCGGUGGUCUGCCAUUGGCUGAUCUGAACCCCUUGGAUCUGAACCAACAAGAUAGCGAAGGCAAAACUCGACUACAUCGAGCCACAAUCAAUGGAUCAAUGGACGAGAUCAAAGAACUUCUCCAUUCGGGGGCAGCCGUGCAUUUGAAAGAUUUCCUCGGAAACGAACCGCUUCAAUACGCAGUCGGCGCACUCAAUUCGAAGGCUACGGAUCUUCUACUUCGAUUCGGAGCUAAUGCCAAUACCAAAGGUAACAUGGGCUACUCUCCCUUGCACCUUGCGGUCGAACAUGGAGCAAUACUGGACAAACUCCUCUUCCACGGCGCUGCUCCUUGUGCUCAGGACGACGAAGGCAACACCCCCCUCCACAUCGCCAUAUCGACACCUUCCGCCUACUCUAAGCAUCCAAAAUCAGUCAUUGAUUCCCUGCUGAGAUCCGGAUCUGAUGUGAACCUAGCCAAUAAGGCUGGAAUUACACCAUUUCACAAGCUUUUGGGCCAUAUAGUCGCGACGCCAGCAUGGUCAAAUUCCUGCCGCCGUUUCUCGACUCUGGUGCCGACGUUUUGUCUUACUUGCCGGGCAACAAAACACCACUCGAGGUCUUUCUGACAAGUUGCAACUCCGAUUGGACAGAACGGUUUACACUUGCAUAUGCGGUAUUCGGCAAGUUUAUCAAUAAAGGAGCCAAUCUUGAUAUCUCACUGCGCUCUCAAGAACGGCUUGUGUUCCAAUAUUUGAAACGAUCGCACUAUUCGAUUGAUCUUAACAGAGCACAGUUGGUCUGUAGCCGUGUCGAUCUUGGCAGCUUCAACCGCGAGGGGGACUCCGUCUUACACCAGGUGUGCAAACUAUGCUACUCGUCGG